Neurospora tetrasperma FGSC 2508 is the source of this 1101-nucleotide messenger RNA. RefSeq lists its product as uncharacterized. The record is from RefSeq and is a predicted model, not a curated record. The coding region runs from base 1 to 1101 and encodes 366 amino acids. NCBI's taxonomy places the organism in Eukaryota, Fungi, Ascomycota, Sordariomycetes, Sordariales, Sordariaceae. The transcript has 5 exons.
AUGCGUCUAUCGAAUCUUCUCGCCGUGGCUGCGGCCCUUCUGGGUGCCGAUGUCCAUGCCGAAGUCGCAAAGCUCCCCCUCCCCAAGAGCUGUAGCGGAGUCCCAAACAUGCGCUACCAAUACACCAUCAACCCCGCCUGGACCGUCAUGAAGAUCGCCGGCAGCUUGAAGCAAGUACGAACCAUCAUAUGGGACACCGAGGGCAACAUGCUCGUCCAGCAAAACACCAGGGGCGUUUCCGUGCACACCUUUGGCGCCGACGGCUGCAUCAACAGCACAAACAUGCUCAUCUCCGGUGGUGGUCUCAACCACGGCUUGGACUUGACUCCCGAUGGCAAGACCCUCUACGCAUCCUCGGAGACGACUCUCUACAGCUGGGCGUACGAUCCCCUCACACGCAAGGUCAGCAACCAAAAGACCGUUGUCAAGGAUAUGUCGACGGGUGUGCACUCGUCUCGUACCGUCAAAGUUGUUCCCGGUCAGCCGAACCUGGUCCUGUUGCAAGUCGGCAGCAAUUCCAACCUCGACAUGGCUGCGCAGCAACCGUCGACUGGCCGUGCUUGCAUCAAGGUCUUUGACGUCAACAAGGUUCCCUCGGGUGGGUACAACUAUAACACGCAGGGCGAGAUGUUUGGGUUUGGCUUGAGGAACGAGAUUGGCUUUGUCCCUGACCCCAAUGGUGUUUUCUGGGGUGUUGAGAAUAGUGGUGAUGACUUCACUCGCACCGAGAACGGUCAGCGCAGGGACAUCCACACCAACAACCCAGCCGAGAAGCUCAACAACCUCGGCGACCCCCGCACCGUCCGCAACGCCUGGUACGGCUACCCAACCUGCUUUUCUGUCUGGGACCCCUCCUCCUUUACCAACAGUCUCAAAACCGGGCAACACUUCGUCAUCGCCCCGAACACCUCCUACAACGACGCCACCUGCAACGGCAAGGCCAUUGCCCCCCGACUGACCUUCCAAGCUCACUCCGCUCCAAUUUGGAAUACCUUUGACGACGAGGCCAAGAACAUCUGGGAUCCGGCGGGACGGGGACUGUUUGUGGGAAGUGAUAAUAGUGCUGAGGGGGAGAUUUAUAUCUUGAGUCCAAAGUCGUAA